Molecule: messenger RNA, 7095 nt
Organism: Plutella xylostella (diamondback moth)
Lineage: Eukaryota; Metazoa; Arthropoda; Insecta; Lepidoptera; Plutellidae
Gene: roq
Product: RING finger and CCCH-type zinc finger domain-containing protein roquin
Biological process (GO): ubiquitin-dependent protein catabolic process; protein polyubiquitination; nuclear-transcribed mRNA catabolic process, deadenylation-dependent decay
Cellular component (GO): cytoplasmic stress granule
Molecular function (GO): RNA stem-loop binding; ubiquitin protein ligase activity; metal ion binding
Source: RefSeq, a predicted model, not a curated record
GUUCAUACUUAAAAAUAUUAUUACGGUUGUCUAUGGUUAUUCUCGGCUGCUGACGGAUCAUGUUUUGAAGUGGGUAGAAGUUAAAAAUGUGUUACUUUUGUGAUGAGUCUUCGCGUUAUUUUUAAGAAUGCCAAUCCAGGCACCGGCAUGGACAGACUACCUCAACUGUCCGGUAUGUUGUCGCGACUUCGGCGCACCCCCGCGCAGCCCCAUCAGCCUGCCCUGCGGCCACACCAUCUGCAGGCACUGCCUCUCGCACCUUCACCGACGACAGUGCCCGUUUGACCAGACCAUAAUCCAGCUAGACGAGGACGAGCUAGUGGUCAACACAGCUCUCCUCCAACUCGCCGGGUACCCGCCGCCGCCGCAGCCCCACCACCCGCCCAGCGUGCAGGCGCUGCCGGAGCACGAGCGCGCGGCCUACGACCUCAUCGUGCGCCGGCUGCAAGAGCUUGCUACCUACCUCAAGUACUGCGGGAAUGCGAACAGCAGUUCAACCGGCGGCCGGCUCUCCCGCCCCAUCCAGAGGAAGCUGGUGACUCUAGUACAAUGCGCCAUCACGGACGAGGAGGGGCGGGGGCGCGCGGCGCGGGCGGCGCGGUCGCUCGGCGAGCGCACCGUCACAGAGCUCAUACUGCAGCACCAGAACCCGCAGCAGUUGAGCGCAAACCUGUGGGCGGCGGUGCGCGCGCGCGGCUGCCAGUUCCUCGGGCCCGCCAUGCAGGAGGAGGUGCUCAAACUGGUGCUUCUGGCUCUGGAGGACGGCUCCGCACUGUCUAGGAAGGUCCUGGUGAUGUUUGUCGUACAACGGCUGGAGCCACACUUCCCUCAAGCAUCCAAAACUAGCAUAGGCCAUGUCGUCCAGCUCCUAUACAGGGCUUCUUGUUUUAAGGUUUCAAAACGUGAAUGCGACUCUUCCCUAAUGCAACUAAAAGACGAAUUCCGAACGUACGAGUCCUUACGUCGCGAACACGACGCUCAAAUCGUCCAAAUAGCUACCGAAGCCGGCCUCAGAAUAGCCCCAGAACAAUGGAGUGCGUUGUUAUACGGCGAUACGGCACAUAAGAGCCACAUGCAGAGUAUAAUAGACAAGUUGCAGACGCCCCAGAGUUUCGCUCAGUCGGUGCAAGAGUUGUUUAUAGCGUUGCAAAGGACGGGCGAUCCGGCCAGGCUGCUGCUUAUGAGCAUGCAUUUGGAUCGACUGGCGCAGGUUGACGCUCAUACGGACGCGAAGAGCCCGACCUGGCAGCAGCUGAGCGAGAUCCUGUCGUCCCUACGCGAGGUGGUCUCCGGGCUAGUCCACUACCUGCAGCAGAGCGGCCGCGACCCCAACCACAACAAGCACCCCGAGCACCCCAGUCUCCCGUCCCCACAAGGCACGGGCACCCCGACGCACGGCAAAUACAAGGUGUCCAUGUGUCGGGACGCGGCCGCACGCUCCUACUGCCCUCGAGGGAACCAGUGCACCUUCGCUCAUUCGGAGGAGGAGCGCGAGAGGUACCGUUCGCAGCAGCCGCCGCCGCCGCCGACGCCUGUGUCGUGCAACGGCAACUUCGCCUUCAUGAACGUGGCCGGGCGGCCUGCGCCCGCGCCGCUGCCGCUGCCGACCUUAUACCCCGCCUACCCGAUAGGGAACAACAAUCAGCAGCAUAUCAACAACUUCAGACUUCCGUUAAUGGCGGCCCAGCCGAUGGCGCCCAUGGCCGUGGACUUUGCUGAGCAGCCGCCCCCGCACGAGCCUAUACCAACCACGACGUUUCCGGCACCGAACAUAAUGAACGGCCAGAUGCUCAACGGGAUGAAUCUGAACCAGAACGGUCUGAUGUUUGAGGCUCCCCUCCACUCCAAUCUGCAAGCCAACAUGGCGCCACCUAUAGCCAGUCUCCCGCCCAAUAUCGCGGCCAAUAUGCCCUACAACAAGAUGGCUGGACAGUACACCGGCCUGCUGGCUGUGACGCAACAUAAUCAAGUGGCGGUGCCGCCGGCGCCGAGUCAGCCGCUCCCGUACCCGCCGCUGCAGAUGCACCAGCCCAUGCACCUGGUGCCCGUGCCGGAGCCCCGGGACCUCAGCCCGUACCCCUUCGACGAAUUGCAAUCGGACCUGUUCUCGGACUCGUACCGCGCGACGACGGCGCGCUACGGCGCCAUGCCGCGGUCUCCCACGUGGCCCAGGACUACGGACGACGUUUUUAACUUCGAUGGACUGAGCUCAGCAUUGCCGUCGCGGGCUAAUACAGCCGAUGAUGUAUUUAGCGUCGGAGUGGAGAGGAUGAACGUGGGCUCAUCAGCGUCAAACGCGACCGCCUACAACGUCUAUCCAGACGAUCAGGAGCUAGAAGAAGAGAUCCAAGCGCUGGAGGGGCGUCUCGCGAAGGAACUCGACAAGUGAAGCGCAGCAGAUAACACCACCAUUUAUAAUACACCUUGAGGUUGCUAUAUCGUUCUAAUAGUUUCACUAAGUGAAUACUAGCUUCAAAAUAGUAUGUAUCCCUUUUCAGUUUUCUUCUCGAGAAAUCACUCGAUUUUCUUUCCGGAUCUCAAUCGAAUUAAGGGACUGAUGCCCAUUUUCUCACUUGAGGAUGUCAACAUAAGUACAACUUGAGCAUGGAAUGCAGCACUGUGCUGGCCAAGUUAAAUCUUGUUCGCUUCAUGCUUUGGAAGAUAUCCUCGAAUGAGAAAGUGGGUCCAACGAUAUAAGACCUUAAGGUCACUGUCUCUGCGGCUGAUAGUCGGGCAGUUUCAAAUACUAGCACCCUCAAUAGUGUAUAGUCCUCUUAGAUUUUUAUUUAUGUUUUUUUUAAAUACAUUAUUACAUUUGUGCACUAUUCCAACAGCGGGCUAGUGUUCCAAACUAUUUUAAAGUUUGUAGAGUAAAUCUAUUGAUUGUAUAAAUUGAUAAUGCUGUAGUAUGCAUACGGACGACUAAUUUAUCGAUCUCUACACGAACAUUGACAUAUUCUGUUCUAUUUUGAACGUCAAUGUUGAGGUAAUGUAACGCCCGCCAAGCGCGUUAAACACGCUUGCAAUAGGGUUCCUUAGCUAUUAUUGUAAACUAGAGAUAACUGUUAAUAGACAAUGGAAUUUCUAUUAAUCCGGAGGCUGUGACUCGGACUUGUACAGAGCAGAGACUCGACUUCUCGGCACUUCUGACUGGGAAGCCGAUUCCAACUUGGGCCCUUGGAUUUGAGGUGCCUGCAACAUGCUGUAAUAGAACUAAAUUAUAUUAUUAACAUCUUAGCAUUGCCAUAAGAGUAAAAUAGUAUUUUGUAAAACCGAUUUACAGUGUUAGCGUGUAACGCGUCUGUCAACUUUCUCAGUGCAAUCUUCCUACUUCUAUUACACAGAUAGAGACUGUGAACUUGUAGUACUGACCAUUAUCAUGUAUACUCAUUGCCUUCAAUAAUAGAUACCAUUAUUGGUGGGUUAUCCACCCAAGACUAUAGCUACAAACAAUAUUGCUCUUUUAAGUAGUAAUUUUCCAACUUUGUAUAACUUUAAAUUUAUUCGUGAGAUGUUAAUUACUAAUUAGGCUACAACCUCAUAAGAAUGAUAUAGUGUCGUCCUGAUAAAGCUGUGACUGAAACAUGUAAUGAUUCAAAAGCAAGAAGUAUCUUUCACUGUAAAUAUUAAGCUACAAUAACGAGACAGACUGUUGCAAACUAGACUUCCAUGCCUUCAAUCGUAGUUUUAGAUAGAUUGUACCGUUGAUGUUGAUAAAAAAAAUGCUGGAUGUAAUGGGCGUACCGACCAACUUUACAAAAGUUAUACGUGAUUCCCACCCGGGGUGUCGCAGUCAAUUUUCCACAAAUCAUGUUAAUAAUUCAUCGGAAAAGUGCCCGAUUCAUAAUGCAUUGUAGAACAGCAGUCUAUUUCAGUGAAUUUCAUACAGAACAGACCUUACACGGUCGUUCUAAUACGAUUGAUUGUAUUGAUGAACGGAAAUGAUUACUGCUGAAAUGUGACAAAACGUCACAGCUAUGUCACAUUUAUUGGGACAAGGUUUGAGCUUUGCUGUAUGAUGAGCCGGUACUAGGUACCUAAUCGGAUUUCAUUUCAAACUGUGGAAUCGUGCUAUUUCCAAUGUUUACGUAACGAAAUGGACGAUAAUGCUUAGCGACAGUUGACAGGGGCCCUUCUUGAAAUUUUAAUCUUAACUGUCUUUACAUUGCUGCUUACUUAUUCUCAAUAGCCACAAUCUUGGCCGUUUAAAGCUAUACUCGCUAUCAAGGCCACCAUUGCGAAACCAUUUAUUAUUCUACUUACAUUAGACCAAUGUAAGUCUUUUACCUCACAAAAUUGGUCUCGUGCACGACAGCCCUAUACUUCCAGUGUUGGUUUUAUCGAUAAAAUGGACAGUGCAAUAUAAAUGGAUGAGGCCUAAGAUAAUAUGAACAAUAGGGUGACAUUUUCCAAGUCAUUUAGCUUCUCCCAUUAGGGAUGUCUUUGGGUACGUUUUGUAUAGGAAUAUCGAAAAAAAAAUCGUUAUAAGAUUUCUUUUUAGAUGGUAGAAUUAAAUGUUAUUUAUUGUCUGCUCUUAAAAAAAUAAGGCUUCGUCGGUACAACAGGUAUCGUGAAAAUGAGUGGUUUUCCCAGUGGAUUGUAUAAGCUGUACUGAGGAGUGCUGUAUCUUCCGCUUUGUGUGUCGUUUACAUUAUUAUCAGUCUUCCUUCUACUUCUUUUUUACAACUUUUUCUAUUCGGUACUUCAAUUUAUGUAUCAGAUUAAUUAGUAACAUCUGUCGGAACGAUACGUUUAAUACUGAAAAGUGUACAUUGUUUAGUAAAAGCCUCAAUUUAAUGUAAUUUCUGUUUAGAACUGUCGCCGAACCGGAUAAGCCCAUUUCACAUUGAAUUAAUUAUACUAAUUGCUAGAGUAUAGUGAAUAUUUCUUUGUAAAUCGGGAGGCGAUGUUAAGGCUGGUGAUACACCUAUUUAAUUCCCUUUCUAGGAAAGAAAUAUUGUAAGGCUGUAAAGAUUCGCAUGCUGAGAGGCACAACCCGGAGCGCCACGUUUCGAUUUUGUUAAUAAUUAUUUAUUAUAGUCUGCCAAAAUGUAGCUUAACUUUGGUAUAAACGCCCGUUCCGACUGCUGUAGGGAUGCACGCACGUGGACAAUAAUACUUAAUAUCCUUCCGACUGCCAUUACUAUAAACAUGUAUAAUGUAGUUACUAUUCUUAAUAACAUUAAUGAUUAUUUUUUCAUUGAAAACACCUGAAAUUUCACAUUUCUUCGAAGAAAACAAAUGUGUUUAUUGAGGGUAGGCAUUUUUGUUUGGUUUAGUGCAAGAGCUUGCAUCCCAGCAGCCGGGAUGGGUGGAACAACGGUUUUAGUUCCAAACCUAUGUCGUACAGAGUGCAAUAUUGUACGUUAGUGUCGUAGUCUGAUUUAAUCUUAGUUGUAAAUCAAACUCGUUUUGGUCAUUUUUUUUCCUAGGAAAAGUUAAUUUACUUUUGAGUCUGUUUAAAGACUAGUUAAAGAAGAAUGUAUAGACUGUUUGAUUUUUUAGGGUUCCUCGUAUGAAAAUAUAUUGUAAUAAAAUUACUGACUACUGUUAAAAACAGUGGCUUAUUAAAAUAUACCAAUGGGCUGUUAAAAUACUACGUCUUUUUAAAAUAAUAUUGUUUUGGAGGUGAUUUAACUUAAACCUGCGUGAGCGCACUUGUCGGUUUAAGCGAAGGGAUUACGUGGUCUGGGAUAUCGGUGUUUUGUACUGAUUUGUAAAUUAUAUAAAAUAUUUAUUAAAAAAUAAUAUAAAAUAACAUAAUUGAUGUUGUACGAAUUAACGUGAUGUCAAUGUUGAUGUAACUUAUUUUUGUUAUUUAUUUUUGUUUUGUAAUAGGAUUUAAAAUAAGUAUAGGACAAAUAGUUUCUUAUCCUACACUUCACAUGUUGCUGUAUUUUGGUUUCGCUGGCCAGGCAUGGUCCAACCUCUUCCUGAGUGACUUCAAAUUUUCCUAUUUAAACUAUUGGCGUGGUAAAAAAAAAUGGUGUUAAAUAAUGACUUAAUUUUUUAUAUCUCAAAAUGGGUUCAGAUUCAGGACAAAUUACUUUAUAUGAACAAUGUCAAUCGAGUUAUUGAUAUUUUUAUGAAAACACUAGAGCAUUAUAAAUCUAAUUACCAACAGAUAAGUUCACGAGUACUUUAACUUUUAGACGAAAAUAAAUAAGUAAAUAAUUUCUUGCAAGUUGAUUUCUGUAAGUAAUUACCUACUUAUUGCAAAAUACUUGUCUGUUUUCGCCAAAAAAAACGAUUAGGUAUCGAUUUUGCUACAGUAAGUAGGUAGGUAUAAAAGUAAGCCGUAAUUUGACCCCCCAGUAAGUUUAUUUUUUACUUUAUGCCAUGUAAUAGAUUUUUCGUGUUUUGGUUCAGAUAUCUUAUUUAAAAUGGUUGUUUUGUUACUUAAAUAUGUAUACAUAUAAAAAAUGCAAACAUUGAAAAGGAAUGUUGUCAGUUUGAACUGGUGACAGUCUUAAUUUAUUAAACACUAGAAUAGUAGAAGCAUGUUAUAUGGAAAGUAACAUAAAUAUACUUAUUCCCUUUGCUGAUUUCAUUCUGAUUGAAUCGUCUCAAGAAUAUAAUUAUGAUAUUUACUUUCCAUAUAUCGUCCUGAAGAACUAUAUGAAUAUUUAGAUAUAUCAGUUUGCUUGUCUACUGAAAAAUAACAAGAUCUGGCAAGGGUUGCCUCUCUCAGCUUAUUUUUAUAAUAUUGGGGCCUAGUUGGCUCCAAUGGGAUGUGCAAGUUUGCAUUUGUUUAAAAAUGCAUAGAGAUUUUUUUGAUACGCGUCAGAGUACGCUAGGCGUAAUAAAUGUAAAGAUUUAAAUGUAAAAAAAUAUAUAAGUAUGUAUAGAUAAUAAUGAUUUUUUAAGAAAUCAGUACAAGUAAUUUGAUUUAUUCAAAACGAUCAUGUAACCCUUGCUUUUUUCGUUGGGAGGUAUUUUUUUUGUUAUAAUGUCGAUCUAAAAGCAUUUGUUGGACAUACGUGCGCGGUUAGUCCUUUGUGGGAAUCUCCAGUGCGUUAGUAGAUUAUUUUUCAAUUGUUGCUUGAAUCACGUUUUGUUUUCCUCAUAUUAUUAUAAAUAAAAUGUUUUUGUGGC